CAGUGCGAUAAGGCCGGAGUCGUGUGAUGUGGCCAUAUGGCCUCACAGAUUGUGCCCAACAGCUCGAAACACCAAUGCAGACAUGGUAUUCUCUGUGACAGAUGGCCUAGUAAUCACCAGAUACACAGUCAUGUUGCGCCCUAAGGGGUUGGUAUGCUUCUCAUCAGGCCUCCCCAUCAAGCACGUGAGGCGUGACGAUGUAUCGCAGCCCUGCGUCAUAGCCUUGUGGGCCCAGAUAAAAUGCACUUGCAAGUUGACACUCCGUAACAUGAAGCCAACGGAUCAUCGCGCAUCUUGGUCGUCGCAAUGAACCGUAUAGGUAUAGGAAGCCGCUGGUGGAGGUCCUCCUGCUUCUCGGGUCCCAAUACCACAAGACGGCUAUCCGCGACAAGGACGCUCCGAAUACCCGACAACGGACUCAAGAAGAAGAAGGUCACAGACGGCGAAGUCGCUCGGCUGGCUGGUAGGCCCUUACACCCAUUGACUUUAGCAGACCUGGCCAAGUCCGGCCGGCCACCUCUCUCGACCGAGCAAUUACUCGACUCGGCCAACUUCACCCUCUCAAUCCUACCAUCGCGACUCGCCCAUCGCAUCCAGUCUCUUCGCAACCUGCCCUUCAUCGUAGUCGCCAACCCAAACGUGUCCAAGAUCCACAACAACUACGUCCACUCCUUGUCCACACUCUUGCCCUAUGCCUCGAAGGAGAUCAAGACACUCGAGGAGGAAAUACAGUUCACAAGUGUCAUGGCCGAUCUGGUCCAGACGCACUCCAACACCAUUUCCAUCCUCGCACGUGGCUUCCUCGAAGCGAGGAAAUACAUCAGCCCAAACGAGGUGACAAAGUUCCUCGACGAACACUUGCGCGCGAGAAUAGGCACCCGCCUGAUUGCCGAGCAGCACAUCGCUCUGCACUUCUCCUCCAAGCCUCAUCUUGACCUCUCGGAACAGGACUCGCACAUCGACUCAACAUAUAUUGGUGUAAUCGAUACGAAGCUGAAGCCUGUAGAUAUCAUUAGACAUUGCGAAGGCCUUGUCGGCGAUAUCUGCGAGUUCAAAUAUGGCGUACGGCCCUCUGUCGUCAUUCGUGGCGAGGCGGAAACGACUCUGGCCCACAUUCCAAUGCAUCUGGAGUACAUCAUCACAGAGCUCUUGAAGAACGCCUUCAGAGCAACCAUCGAGAAGGGAAACGAACGCCACCCAAUUGAAGUGACGAUUGCUCCAACCCCAGAAGAAUCAAAGGGGAAGCCUGAUGGCAUUACCAACUAUGACCAAGGUUCUGUGGAUGCGGCUAGUGCAUCACAGAGGCCUGCCAACGCCGCCUCAGCAAACAUCCGCCCACUGGACAAGUCCACUCCAGGCGUCACUAUCCGCAUUCGUGAUCGAGGGGGCGGUAUACCCCCCGCGGCUUAUGCCAAACUUUGGGAGUUCGGCUUCACCACUUUCAACGAGCAAGAGAUCGUCGACAUAACCAGCGGAGGCACUAAUGACGGCGACGGCUUGAAUGCUCUCUCAAAUGCUGGCGGUGCUGAAAACAGCCUGGCGGGUUUGGGUUAUGGCUUGAAGCUAGGCAGAGCGUAUGCUGAGUACUUUGGUGGCGGUAUCAGAGUACAGAGCUUGCUUGGCUGGGGUACAGAUGUCUACCUCAGCUUGCGUGGUGUAGGAAACAUCAAGUAGACUUUUUUGACGACUUUGAAUGGUAAGGGGAUAUAUGGGGACGUGAUCGAAAGUCAUCGGAGUACGACAGCUGUCAUAUGACGGGAAAACGUGCCAGCGAAACCUAUCGAGUUCUAUCUAAUUCUAGUGCGACACCAGAGGAUCUACUCCAAGCA
Aureobasidium pullulans EXF-150 is the source of this 1829-nucleotide messenger RNA. Its product is annotated as kinase isozyme 4. NCBI's taxonomy places the organism in Eukaryota, Fungi, Ascomycota, Dothideomycetes, Dothideales, Saccotheciaceae. The record is from RefSeq and is a predicted model, not a curated record. Gene Ontology annotation, cellular component: mitochondrion. Gene Ontology annotation, molecular function: pyruvate dehydrogenase (acetyl-transferring) kinase activity. The coding region runs from base 307 to 1674 and encodes 455 amino acids. Gene Ontology annotation, biological process: protein phosphorylation; regulation of glucose metabolic process. The transcript has 2 exons.